Molecule: messenger RNA, 4289 nt
Organism: Trichoplusia ni (cabbage looper)
Lineage: Eukaryota; Metazoa; Arthropoda; Insecta; Lepidoptera; Noctuidae
Product: glucose dehydrogenase [FAD, quinone]-like
Exons: 5
Coding region: 1671-3671 (666 amino acids)
Molecular function (GO): flavin adenine dinucleotide binding; oxidoreductase activity, acting on CH-OH group of donors
Source: RefSeq, a predicted model, not a curated record
GCUAGUUCUAUUAUAAAUGAAUUUAGAACCACCCUUUUGAAGUCAGUUAAAAAACACUUCAUCAAAGUCAGGGUAUAUAUAUUUCACUCUGUGAACGUCUCAGGUCGUUCAUUUUAUUCUGUGCACACCGGUCAACUCGUUUUUAUCAAAAUCUUGAAUCAGAUUACGGUGGGUCGACGGACCCAUCGGCACUCUCACCGCGCAUGCCGGAGAACUGCAGUGUACGAAUUUACGGGACCAGUCUGAUCAAGUUUUACUGAUAAAAAAGGUACAAAGUGACUUUGGGUGCAUACAUUAGUACUUAUAAUACAGUAAGAAGUCAACCACCCCACAAAAACAAAAAUGCAGUGAUUAACUAACCUUAGACAUUUACAAGAUUUUAAACAGUUAUAUAUGUGUAUACAAAACAUACAAAAACGUAGAUCCAAAAUUUUGUCCCAUGUGGGGUCUAAAACGGUAUGAUGACUUCUAUUCCUUCUAUAAAAGGAAUCCGAUUCGUUCAUUUGUUCAUCUUAAAUAAUCUACGAAUACAUGCAUGCAAUUGUUCAUCUACACGGUAGCUUUCAGAGAGCAGAAAAACCCGCACGACAGGCUUAGACAAAUUUUUUUAUUUAAAUAAUAGGUCUGGUAAAGCAGUAAGGAAUUUGGUCCUUGUACCGCUAGGGGUUUUACUAACAUUCAAGUCACAUGACAAAUACACCGAGACUCAGGAUUGGUGACCACAACCACCCGGCUAUCCGAGCAGAAAGAAUUCGCUUUGCGAAAUUGACGUCAAAAAGCCAUAUAAACAAAUAAGUAGAAGGUAGGGAAGGGAGACCUUUUCUCUAAAGUGAGACAGUAAUGGCUCGUAAAAAAUAAGUAUUAAACCAGCUUGACAGUUGCAUAUCGCUCGACUGCAUACUGCAUGCGGGCCUUACGUAACUCAACUUAUUUCAUUACAAAAAUCAUUUCAUCUGACCUGUUUCAUUUAGGCUUACUGACGCACACAAAGUUUCCUUUGCAAUCAUUCAGGUGCUUAUAAGUAAAUAAUUUCACAAUUCAUCAAACUGAUUGAUAAAAUUAAAAUCUCCUGUAAUGCAGACUGAAAACAUGGAAUGAUCUCUCGAUCUCUUAAGUGCGCUCUUAUCUUCCAACCAAUAAAUAACCAGAGACAAAAAUGAAAACUCAAAUUAUUUAUUUCUUAAGGGAAUUUGUUAGAAUAUGCUUAAAAUUAAAGAUACACCACAUUUUGGAACUAUUAAACAGGUUAUUUACAUCUUUCUGUUGUAAAGCUAUAAAGCCAACUUGCCAGUAUACUUUCAAACCUUCCAAUUUUGAUAUCAUAAAAAAUAUUUCCACCCAGUAUUGCAGGGAUUGUAUAACAUUAUUGACAACAGUUAAGGCUUUUGCAACUCAACAUACAUAAUUUUGGCCCAAUAACCUUGCUCUGUAUUAUAUUUUGGUAAACGAGAUUUUUUUCCAAAACUUACGUUCAGUCGGAAUAACGCCGUGACGAGUAUAAGUAGUACUCUGGCUCAACCCAAUUCAAGUUCAAAGUUCUAAUACAAAUUUAAUUCAGGAAAUAAAAAAAAUAUUAUAAACAGUUAAACCGGUUGAUGCAAACAUCUAAAUCGCAAGCAGAGCUCAGAACAAAGUUGAUCACGGCCAAGAACAGGCUCGUUCUAUGAACCAUGUGGAACAUUAAUUUAUUUAUAUUUAUUUUUUUAAUUGUUAAGAUUUCGGCUUCAGAGUACGAUGAAGCGACUGUGACUGUUGAUGAGGAGGAUUACGCGAGAUCCUGGGAAUGCCGGGGCUACUGCGGCGAGAACGUGUUUCGAUCUGGAAGACUGAACGAUUCUCCUAUGAAGAGCAGGGUUCUAGAUGCAAUGAUGAGCUCAAAGAUUCUGCCUCUGACUAAAGAUAAACCGGAUCUGUUCUCGAGUUUCACUGACCAGUAUGAUCUACCCAAGGGUUUCAAGGGACCCCUGGCGGAAUACGACUUCAUCAUCGUCGGAGCCGGUUCAGCGGGCAGCGUGCUGGCUUCCCGCCUAAGCGCCGGCGGCAGAGCAUCAGUGCUGCUGUUGGAGGCCGGCCAGGGAGAGUCCAUCCUCACCGACGUGCCUAUACUGGCGCCGCUGCUGCAGCAGACUGGAUACGUGUGGCCCUACGUCAUGGAAUAUGAACCUAAUGUCUGCACUGGGAUGGUGGAUGGGAAAUGUUUCUGGCCGCGAGGGAAGGCGGUGGGCGGGACUAGUGUAGUCAACUACAUGAUCUACACCAGAGGCUUGGAGGAGGAUUGGAACAGAAUCGCCGCCGCGGGGAACUAUGGAUGGUCGUACAACGAAGUGACGCAGUACUACAUUAAACACGAACGGGCCAACCUGAAAGGUCUGAAGAACUCGCCGUGGCACGGACGCGACGGAGAACUGUCCGUCGAGGAUAUACCAUUUAGAUCAAAGCUUUCAAAAGCUUUCCUGGAUGCAGCUAAAUUAUACGGUCACCGCCGAGUAGAUUAUAAUACCCCAGACGCAUUUGGAUUCAGCUAUAUCCAGGCAACUUUACAGCGCGGGCAGCGUGCCAGCAGUGCCAAAGCGUUUCUUCACAAUAAUAAGAAAAGGAAAAAUCUACACAUUCUUACUACGACUAGAGCCACUAAAGUUAUUAUCGAUCCUUCAAAUAAGAUGGCUGUCGGAGUAGAGUUCCACAAAAAUGGACGAGUGUACCAGAUCAGGGCUAAUAAAGAGGUUAUACUAUCAGCUGGUCCUAUAGAAUCACCACAUUUACUCAUGUUAUCGGGUGUAGGACCCAAAAAGCAAUUACAAUCUUUUGGUAUUCCUGUGAUACAAGACCUAAAAGUAGGCGAAACUCUAUAUGAUCACAUUUCGUUCCCUGGUUUAGUUUUCACUUUAAACCAAACAAAGUUAACCUUAGUCGAAAGGAAAAUAUCUACGAUUCAAAAUAUAUUGCAAUAUCAACAGUACGGUGACGGGCCCAUGUCUUCCUUAGCCGGAGUGGAAACUAUCGGAUACAUUAAGACUAACGUAUCUGACGAAAUAGGGGACUACCCAGACAUAGAACUGCUGGGCUCUUGUGCAUCACUAGCAUCUGACGAAGGAGACAUCGUAGCAAAAGGAAUCCGCCUCGCCGAUUGGCUUUAUAACGAUGUUUACAAACCAGUCGAAGGGGUCGAAUCUUUUACAGUACUAUUCAUGCUUCUACAUCCAAAAUCGAAAGGUUAUUUAAAACUACAAUCUAUUGACCCCUACAAACAACCAAGUCUGUUCGGCAAUUACUUGACUCACAAGAAAGAUGUGGAUACAAUGGUGGCAGCGAUACGAUACAUCAUCAAACUCGUGGACACACCACCGUUCAGAAAGUAUGGAGCUAAACUGUAUCGGAAAAAGUUCCCCAACUGUUUGGAACACGAGUUCGACAGCGAUGGCUACUGGGAAUGUGCUGUGAGGUCCAUAACUGCCACCCUUCAUCACCAGAUUGCUACGUGUAAGAUGGGGCCUCGGUCUGAUCCCGAGGCAGUGGUGGACCCUGAGCUUAGAGUACAUGGCAUUAGUAAUUUGCGAGUGGUCGACAGUAGUAUAAUCCCGAGGACGAUAGUCGCGCACACUAACGCGCCAGCCAUCAUGAUUGGGGAAAAAGCUGCAGAUAUGAUCAAAAGAAGUUGGAAUUUAUAUUGAACGCACACUUUGACUUUCAGAAUGUAAAUUGUUUUAUCAACGAUGCCAAAUGAUAUCUUGAUUAAGUACUUGACUGGUCGUUAGGAUAAUGUUAAUUUAAUUGACUAUUAUUAAGUUUAUAUUUAAGUAUUUAAUACGUAAUUGCUUCCGUAAUUUUGUUUCAUUGAAUUCCGCCCCAAAUCUUAUCUAUUUGAUAACAACCAUGAACUGUUAAACGCAAAGAAAUCCAUAUUGCCGCCUGAAGAAUGUACACAAUACCUACAUGUUAUUUCAUAAUCAUAAAGUACGCGCUGAUAACUAGAUUAUUUUGUACGAUAACUAGGAUGAUAUUAUGUUCAAUAGUCAGAUAAUGUAUUAUUAUAACUUGUCACUAUAUAAUCGCAGCUAAUCUGUGGUACUGAUAUGGAUCACCUGGUUAUAAGUGUAAGUAUACAAUGAGAAUAAAUUAAAGUAAUAAGAAGUGGUGUUGAACAGUCGCUCAAAAAUGAAGAAAGAUAGAAGACAGGGUAUGUUUAUUGUAAAAGAACCCUUUAUGUAUAAUGCCUUUUGCAAUUUUCGGAAAAUUUGUCGUGCCCGACACAUUUAGUAUUUGGAAGUACAGACUUGUUCAAACGGCGA